AUGGUAAAGGCGCGAAAGUACGUAGUUAAAAAGCAUUUCGAAGGUGUACCAAAACGCGAUGAUUUUGAAAUAGUAGAAUACGACUUACCACCUGUUCAAAAUGGAGAAAUUCUCGUUAAAACGGAAUGGGUAGCAGUAGAUCCGUAUCAACGAGCCUACAACCAAAGAUAUCCAGUUCCUUUUGAUCAGUUUGGUUAUCAAAUUGGAGUGGUGGAAGACUCUAAGGAUCCUCGCUAUCCUGUGGGGACCAGAGUAGUAUCACACAAAGGAUGGUGUGACUAUAGUGUCAUGAACGCAAAUGUAUCAAACUCUCCCGCCGACGUAGUAUACAAAGCACCUGAAUUAAAGGGUCUCUCACCUUCCUUGGCAAUUGGAGCAGUCGGCAUGCCAGGAGCAACAGCAUAUUUUGGUUUUCUUGAAUUGUGUCAACCUAAAUCAGGUGAGACUGUUGUAGUAACGGGAGCUGCUGGUGCUGUAGGAUCUCUCGUCGGACAAAUCGCAAAGAUUAAGGGCUGUCGAGUAAUUGGUUUCGCGGGUUCUGAUGACAAAGUUAACUGGUUGGUAAAAGAAUUAGGAUUUGAUCAUGCUUUUAAUUAUAAGACUACCGAUAUACGUAAAGUACUUAAGGAAGCAGCACCCAAGGGCGUAGAUUGCUAUUUCGACAAUGUUGGAGGUGAAAUGAGCAGUAUCAUAAUGAGUCAAAUGAAUCAUUACGGCCGAGUAUCUGUAUGUGGAAGUAUAAGUGCAUAUAAUGAAACGAGUUUACCAACAGCACCAAUUGUACAAGUUGAUAUAGUAAUGAAAGAAUUAAAAGUUGAAGGUUUUCUAGUGCCACGCUGGAUAAAUCGUUGGCCUGAAGCAUUUGCUGAUCUUACAAAAUGGAUUAAAUCAGGACAAAUAAAAGUCAAAGAACACGUUACAGAAGGUUUUGAUAAAAUCUAUGAUGCGUUUGUUGGAAUGUUGGCCGGAGAUAACACUGGUAAAUCGGUUGUGAAAAUUACAUGAUUACGUUACGUGCUACAUAAAAGAUGUAAUA
Molecule: messenger RNA, 1036 nt
Organism: Melitaea cinxia (Glanville fritillary)
Lineage: Eukaryota; Metazoa; Arthropoda; Insecta; Lepidoptera; Nymphalidae
Product: prostaglandin reductase 1-like
Exons: 1
Coding region: 1-1005 (334 amino acids)
Biological process (GO): prostaglandin metabolic process
Cellular component (GO): cytoplasm
Molecular function (GO): 15-oxoprostaglandin 13-reductase [NAD(P)+] activity; 2-alkenal reductase [NAD(P)H] activity
Source: RefSeq, a predicted model, not a curated record